AGAAGCAGCAUGGCGGCCUUGCCAGGCCCUGGUGCUGGUUCCGACGCCGGGGGUUUUGCAGCCUCGCGUUCCCGGCGGGAGAAGAGAUCGACGAGAGGGCGCCAGGAAGCCCUGGAGAGACUGAAGAAGGCCAAGGCUGGGGAGAAGUUCAAAUAUGAGGUGGAGGAGUUGACGAGCGUCUACGACGAGGUGGAUGAGGACCAGUAUUCCCGGAUGGUCCAGGCCCGCCAGGACGACGACUGGAUCGUGGAUGACGAUGGGAUUGGCUAUGUGGAGGACGGCCGGGAGAUCUUCGAUGAAGAGCUGGAGGAUGACGCCCUGGAUUCCAGAAAGGGGGAGGCUGUCCACAAGGAGAGAAAGAACGUGAAGAAGCCCGCCGUUUCAAAGCCCAACAAUAUCAAGUCCAUGUUCAUAGCCAGCGCGGGAAAGAAAGCAUCCGACAAAGCUGUAGACUUGUCCAAGGAUGAUUUGCUGGGUGACAUUCUCCAAGACCUCAAUGCAGAGACUCAUCGGCUCACCCAUCUGCCCGUCAUGGUGUUAAAGAAGAAAAGACCCGCUGGAGCAUCGCUAAAUCCGUUCUCGGUGCUCCCUCCCAAGGCUCCCCCUCCGGGGAAAAGUGCUCCCUCAGCCGCAAGAAGGGAAAUUCCUUCCAAGCCGGUUUUUUCUAACCCCCCUAAUUCCGCGGCCCCGGCCGAGGUCAGGCAAGACGGCGUCGACAGUGACCAGGCGCAGAGGCCCGCGGUCAGCGUCGUUCCCGAGGAGGUGAAACGAGAGGUCCCAACUGCAGGAGAGCAGGUGGCCCGGGAGGAGCCGGCCGAGGAGCAGAACGCGAUGGACUUCGACGUCGGGGACUUCGACGAACCGAUGGAAGCCGAGGAGACGGAGGCCGUGGCUCAGAAGCCCGAGACCCGAGAGGGAGAGGAAGGAGAAACGGGCAGAGAAACAGCCCCCGCCGGGCCGCACUUGGGCACUUUCCUGCCGGACGACUCGUGCUGGGACAGGAUGGAGCAGGACGACAGCCAGACGCCGGCGGCCGACAUCCAGGUGGACUGUACUCGCCUCCCCUUGGCCAAGGGGGCAGACGGCGACCAGGUCUUUCAGUUCUACUGGCUGGACGCCUACGAAGACCAGUACAACCAACCGGGUGUGGUGUUUCUGUUUGGCAAAGUCUGGAUCGAGGCAGCAAGCGCUCACGUGAGCUGUUGCGUGAUGGUGAAAAAUAUCGAGCGAACUAUCUAUCUCCUGCCCCGCCAAAAGCAACUGGAUCUCGCCACCGGAAAAGACACCGCAAAUUUGGUUACCAUGAGAGCUGUCUACGAAGAAUUUGACGAAAAGGUCGCGGCCAAAUAUAAGAUCAUGAAGUUCAAAUCCAGGAGAGUUGAGAAGAAUUACGCUUUCGAGAUUCCUGAUGUUCCAGCCAAGUCUGACUAUUUGGAAGUGAGAUAUUCGGCCGAGCUCCCUCAGCUGCCCCAGGACCUGAAGGGAGAGAUGUUUUCCCACGUGUUCGGGACAAAUACGUCCAGCCUGGAGCUCUUCUUGAUGAGCAGGAAGAUCAAAGGUCCCUGCUGGCUGGAAGUCAAAAAUCCCCAGCUCUUGAAUCAGCCGGUCAGUUGGUGCAAAGUGGAAGCCGUGGCGUUGAAACCGGACGUGCUGAGCGUCGUCAAAGACGCGGCCCCGCCUCCUCUGGUCGUCAUGUCGCUCAGCGUGAGGACGAUGCAGAACGCCAAGACCCACCAGAAUGAGGUUAUGGCCAUGGCUGGUUUGGUUCACCACAGCUUUUCUCUGGAUAAAGCCCCUCCUCAGCCUCCCUUUCAGUCUCAUUUCUGUGCUGUCUCCAAGCCGAACGAUUGUAUCUUCCCGUAUGAUUUUAAAGAAGUCAUCAAAAACAAGAAAGCGAAGAUCGAGAUCGCUGCCACCGAAAGGACGCUGCUGGGUUUCUUCCUGGCCAAGGUUCACAAAAUCGACCCGGAUGUCAUCGUGGGUCAUAACAUUUACGGAUUUGAUCUGGAGGUGCUGCUGCAGAGGAUUAACGUGUGCAAAGUCCCAUACUGGUCCAAGAUUGGGCGGCUGAAGAGAUCCACCAUGCCGAAGCUUGGGGGCCGAGGGGGUUUUGCGGAAAGGACGGCGGCCUGCGGCCGGAUGAUCUGCGACGUGGAGGUCUCCGCCAAGGAGCUGAUCCGCUGCAGGAGCUACCACCUGUCGGAGCUGGUCCGCCGGAUUCUCAAAACGGAGAGGGUGGCCAUCCCUCCCGAAAACCUGCGGAACCUCUACAGCGAUUCCCCUCACCUGCUGUACCUGUUGGAGAACACCUGGAAAGACGCCAAGUUCAUCCUGCAGAUCAUGUGCGAGCUGAACGUCCUUCCGCUAGCGCUGCAGAUUACCAACAUCGCGGGAAACGUAAUGUCAAGGACCAUGAUGGGAGGGCGCUCGGAACGCAACGAAUUCCUGCUGCUUCACGCCUUUUACGAGAACAACUACAUCGUGCCCGACAAACAGACCUUCCGAAAACCUCAGCAGCGACUGGGAGAGGAAGAGGACGAUGUUGAAGGCGAUCCCAGUAAGCCCAAAAAAGGACGUAAAAAAGCAGCCUAUGCCGGCGGCUUGGUGUUGGAUCCCAAAGUUGGCUUCUACGACAAGUUCAUUCUGCUUCUCGACUUCAACAGCCUGUACCCCUCCAUCAUCCAGGAGUUCAACAUCUGCUUCACCACGGUGCAGAGGGUGGCCGCCGAGGACGGAGACCAGGAAGAGGUUCCGGAGUUACCGGAUCCAGACCUCGAACUGGGCAUUUUACCCAGAGAGAUCAGGAAGCUGGUCGAGAGGAGGCGGCAUGUCAAGCAGCUGAUGAAGCAGCAGGAUUUGAACCCAGACCUCCUUUUACAGUACGACAUAAGGCAGAAGGCUCUGAAGCUCACCGCCAACAGUAUGUACGGCUGCCUGGGAUUUUCCUACAGCCGCUUUUAUGCCAAACCCCUGGCCGCUCUGGUGACCUACAAAGGAAGAGAGAUUUUGAUGCACACCAAGGAGAUGGUGCAGAAGAUGAAUCUGGAAGUGAUUUACGGGGACACCGAUUCCAUUAUGAUCAACACCAACAGCACCAACCUCGAAGAAGUUUUCAAAUUGGGAAAUAAGGUGAAGAGCGAAGUGAACCGACUUUAUAGACAGCUGGAGAUCGAUAUCGACGGAGUGUUCAAGUCCCUCCUCCUGCUGAAAAAGAAGAAAUACGCGGCCCUCGUGGUGGAGCCGGCCGCCGACGGCCAGUACAUCACCAAGCAGGAGCUGAAAGGCCUGGACAUCGUCCGCCGGGACUGGUGCGACCUCGCCAAGGACACCGGCAACUACGUGAUCGGUCAGAUUCUCUCCGACCAGACCCGAGACACGAUCGUGGAGAACAUCAGUAAGAGGCUGAUAGAAAUCGGGGAAAACGUGCAAAGCGGCCGCGUGUCCGUCAGCCAGUUUGAAAUCCACAAGGCGCUGACGAAGGACCCUCAGGAUUAUCCCGACAAAAAAAGCCUGCCACAUGUGCACGUCGCCAUCUGGAUAAACUCUCAGGGCGGUCAAAGGGUCAAAGCCGGGGAUACCAUCGCCUACGUCAUCUGUCAGGACGGAUCGAACCUGAGCGCCAGCCAGAGGGCCUACGCCCCGGAGCAGUUGCAGAAACAGGACAACCUGUCAGUGGACACCCAAUAUUACCUGGCCCAGCAGGUUCUCCCGGUCGUGGCUCGCAUCUGCGACCCCAUCGACGGAAUCGACGCGGCCCUCAUCGCCUCUUGGCUGGGCCUGGACCCCUCCCAGUUCAGAGUCCACCAACAUUACCAUAAAGACGAGGAGGAUGAUGCUUUGGUCGGCGGGCCGGCUCAGCUUACGGACGAAGAGAAAUAUAAGGACUGUGACCGAUUCAAAUUUUCCUGUCCUAAUUGCGGAACCGAGAAUAUCUACGACGGGGUCUUCGACGGUUCGGGAUUUCACAUGCAGCCCAGCUUGGAGCGUUGCAGUAAUCUAGGCUGCGAUGUUUCCACCCUGACCUUUACGACUCGGUUGAUCAACAAAUUAAUCCUGGACAUGAGACGUCACAUCCAAAAAUACUACAGCGGCUGGUUGGUCUGCGAGGAGCCGACGUGUCAGCACCGAACUCGCCGCCUCCCCGUCCGCUUCUCGCGGAGCGGCCCCCUCUGCCCGGCCUGCAAGAAGGCCACCCUGAAGCCAGAGUUUUCCGACAAGGCCCUGUAUACCCAACUGUGCUUUUACCGGUACAUUUUUGACGUGGACUAUGCCCAGGAGAAACUUACUACCGAGCAGGAGAAAGAGAGAUUUCUGAAGCUCCCCAAGGAGGUGGGCGCGGAAUACCGGAGGAUCAAGAGCGCCGUGGACAAGUUCCUGAGCCGGAGCGGCUACUCGGAAGUGAACCUGGGGAAGCUGUUCGCCGACUGCGCGCUGAAGCCCCCGAAUGAGGCCUAGUCCGGGCCGUGGCCGCCAGGCCCCGGCUUCGGGCGCUGCUCCCGGGACCCGUCCCACCGAGGGGACGGACGGACUGUUUAUUUUUAUCAUCGAAGAUGGUUCUAGAGAAAGACACCCCCACCACCCGCCCCCGGCGUCGUCCUAACCCGGCCUGCUGCCCCCCACGCGGGGCAGGAGUCGUGGCUGGUGAGGGAGGUGCGCUGAUGGAAGAAUCCCCCUCCACCCCGGGGUGGGCUAGCGGGCCGACCCCCUGCCCCGGGGCAAUUAGCCGGGGCGUCUGCCCGGGGCGGGGGGACAUCCUAGCCGAGGUUGGCCAGGGGCUGCCAGCAUUGGGCCUCCUCAUGCCCAGCAUCCCCCGCGCCGAUCGAACGCAACCCCCGUCCCCACGGCGCCACGGCCUCGCCCAACGCUCACGAGAUGGUGGCCCACCGAGGCCUUUCCCGCGGCCACGGCGGCCCGGGGCCCUCCUUCUGUUUCUUUCUGCCGGAGCCCUCUUUGCUCCUGGGAAAUGGGGCCACCGGUCAGGUAAAACCCUAAACGGGGCGGCGGGGGACCGGGGCGCGCGCCAUGGGGCCUCACCGCCUCGCCGG
Messenger RNA from Tachyglossus aculeatus (Australian echidna), 5045 nucleotides. It is a transcript of the gene POLA1, whose product is annotated as DNA polymerase alpha 1, catalytic subunit. The record is from RefSeq and is a predicted model, not a curated record. Gene Ontology annotation, cellular component: alpha DNA polymerase:primase complex. Lineage: Eukaryota; Metazoa; Chordata; Mammalia; Monotremata; Tachyglossidae. The coding region runs from base 10 to 4455 and encodes 1481 amino acids. Gene Ontology annotation, molecular function: chromatin binding; pyrimidine nucleotide binding; DNA-directed DNA polymerase activity. Gene Ontology annotation, biological process: DNA replication; lagging strand elongation; mitotic DNA replication initiation. The transcript is spliced from 37 exons.